AUGGCGGCGGCGGGGCCCGGGAGGCCCGGGAGGGGCGGCAGGGCCGUGGCCGGGCCCGGGCCGUGUCGGCGGGGCGGCGGGGGCGGCGGGGGGGGCUGGCUGUGGGCGCUGGCGCUGGGCUUAGCGCUGGGGGCCCCCCCCCGCCGCCCCCCUCCCUCCGCCGCCGCCGCCGCCGCCCCCCCCGCCCCGGUGAACGCCUCGGGCCCCCCCGAGCGGUGCCGGCGCCCCGCGGCCUGCGAGCGGCUCCGGUUCGGAGCGUGCCUGGGCUCGGCGCUGCCCUACGCCGCCACCUCCACGCUGCUGGCCGCCGACUCCGCCUCGCAGGAGGAGGCUCACGGCAAGCUGCUGCUGUGGUCCGGCCUGCGCAACGCGCCGCGCUGCUGGGAUGUCAUCCAGCCCCUGCUGUGCGCCGUCUACAUGCCCAAGUGCGAGGACGGGCAGGUGGAGCUGCCCAGCCAGACCCUCUGCCAGGCCACCCGCGCGCCCUGCACCAUCGUGGAGCGCGAGCGCGGUUGGCCUGACUUCCUCAAGUGCACGCCCGACCGCUUCCCCGAGGGCUGCCCGAACGAGGUGCAGAACAUCAAGUUCAACAACUCGGGGCAGUGCGAGGCGCCGCUGGUGCGGACGGACAACCCCAAGAGCUGGUACGAGGACGUGGAGGGCUGCGGGAUCCAGUGCCAGAACCCGCUCUUCACUGAGAAGGAGCACCGCGAGAUGCACGUCUACAUCGCCGCCUUCAGCUCCGUCACCAUCUUCUGCACCUUCUUCACCCUGGCCACGUUCGUCGCCGACUGGAGGAACUCCAACCGCUACCCCGCCGUCAUCCUCUUCUACGUCAACGCCUGCUUCUUCGUGGGCAGCAUCGGCUGGCUGGCGCAGUUCAUGGACGGCGCCCGCGACGAGAUCGUGUGCCGCGCCGACGGCACCAUGCGCCUGGGGGAGCCCACCUCCAACGAGACGCUGUCCUGCGUCAUCAUCUUCGUCAUCGUCUACUACUCGCUGAUGUCGGGCGUCAUCUGGUUCGUCAUGCUGACCUACGCCUGGCACACCUCCUUCAAGGCGCUGGGCACCACCUACCAGCCGCUGCUGGGCAAGACCUCCUACUUCCACCUCAUCACCUGGUCCAUCCCUUUCGUCCUCACCGUGGCCAUCCUGGCCGUGGCGCAGGUGGACGGCGACUCCGUCAGCGGCAUCUGCUUUGUGGGGUACAAGAACUACCGGUACCGCGCCGGCUUCGUCCUGGCGCCCAUCGGGCUCGUCCUCAUCGUGGGGGGCUAUUUCCUCAUCCGGGGGGUCAUGACGCUCUUCUCCAUCAAGAGCAACCACCCCGGGCUGCUGAGCGAGAAGGCGGCCAGCAAGAUCAACGAGACCAUGCUGCGGCUGGGCAUCUUCGGCUUCUUGGCCUUCGGCUUCGUCUUCAUCACGUUCGGCUGCCACUUCUACGACUUCUUCAACCAGGCCGAGUGGGAGCGCAGCUUUCGGGAAUACGUCCUGUGCGAGGCCAACGUGACCAUCGCCACGCAGACCAACAAGCCCAUCCCGGAGUGCGAGAUCAAGAACCGGCCGAGCCUGCUGGUGGAGAAGAUCAACCUCUUCGCCAUGUUCGGCACCGGCGUCUCCAUGAGCACCUGGGUCUGGACCAAGGCCACCCUGCUCAUCUGGAAGCGCACCUGGUGCAGGCUGACGGGGCAGAGCGAUGACCAGCCCAAGAGGAUCAAGAAGAGCAAGAUGAUCGCCAAAGCCUUCUCCAAGCGCAAGGAGCUGCUGCGGGACCCGGGCCAGGAGCUGUCCUUCAGCAUGCACACCGUCUCGCACGACGGCCCCGUGGCCGGUUUAGCGUUUGACAUCAACGAGCCUUCGGCCGACGUGUCCUCGGCGUGGGCCCAGCACGUCACCAAGAUGGUGGCCAGGAGAGGGGCCAUCCUGCCCCAGGACGUCUCCGUGACACCCGUGGCGACGCCUGUGCCGCCGGAGGAGAGGGCCAACCUCUGGGUGGUGGAGGCCGACGUCUCCCCGGAGCUGCAGAAGCGCAGCCGCAAGAAGAAGCGGAGGAAGAAGAAGAAGGACGAGGUGUGCCCGGGCCCCGAGCGUUGCGCUGGGGGCUCCGCGGACCCCCCGGCCUCCAGCAGCGCCGUGCCUCGCCUGCCCCGGCUGCCCCUCCAGCCCUGCCUGGUGGCCGUGCCCCGCCGCUGUGGGGGGGACGCCUUCGUCCCCGCUGUCCUCCCGGGGCUCGCAGGCGGCCGGCCCGAAGGCAGCGUCGUCGGGGGGCCGUGGGACGGGCGCAGCCGCAGAGCCAUCGUCCCCCACCUCAUCAGCAACCCCUUCUGCCCCGAGAGCGCGUCCCCAGAGGACGAGAGCCCCGGCCCCAGCGGCGGGGGCUGGCAGCACAACGGGGGUCCCUGUUGGCCCCCCGAGGCCAUGCCCAACGGCGUGGGGACGAGGACUUGGGGCCGACGCGCCGGCUUGGCCCCUAUCCACUCUCGGACCAACCUGGUGGACGCGGAGCUGCUGGACGCCGACUCGGACUUCUGAGCCCGGCAGGACGCUGCGAGGGGCUCGUGGGGACGAUGGUGUCCACAUCAGGACAGCCUCGAGGGGACAGCGGGGCCGGUCCCGAGCGUGGCCACGGGUGGCUUUUCCUCGGGGACGGUGGUGUCUGUCCCCGUGUCACCCGGAUGAACUCGAUGCACGUCCCAGCCCAACGGGACGCUGCCAGAAAGGCGUUCGGCAUCGCUGGGAGAAGAGAAACGGGGUGCUGCUGGUGGAGCAACGCCCCCCUCCCCCCGCAGGUCCUGCGGGGAUUUGGGGACGCUGCCUGCGCACCCGCUGGGGGCAGGAGCGGGCGGCCCCCCGGGACAGCGGUCCUAGGUAGGUUAGGGUAGAUUUUGGGGAGCUUCCUCCUGCGUCCCGGGGUGCCGGGACCCCGCUGACGCCCCCCGCUCGCCCUCUGCCCCCACCGCCCCACGGCUAGAUGGUACGUAGAGCUUAUACACGCUCGUGUAUAAUUGGGUGCCAAUAGGGAUUUUUUUUUUUUACUACGACUAUUUUUUUUUUACUCUGUAUAACACACCGGGACGUGGCGGCUGCUCGGGCGCUGCGGCCGCGUCCCCGCGGUGCUCACGUUUUUUCGGGGUAUGCCCGUGGUUCUGCAGGGGUCCCAAAGUGCCUUCCAGCUCCCGGGGUCGCCUCUCUCUGGGUGCAGCAACCCCCGAGCCAAGCUUUUUUUUUUUUUUUUUUACUAUUUUUUUUAAAGAAAAGAACAAGACCUGAUUACAGCGAUCCCGAUGUAGGAGGAUGCCCCGUCCUCGCUGGUGCUUUGUAUCCGCCCGUUAGCCCUGUAAAUGUCUUGAGUGUUUAUUAAAUCCUGGUAGGCUCCUGGCUUUCUCGCUAUCCUGGUGACCUCCACGGGUUAAUUUUUGCUGUGUAAAGCAAAACCCUCCUGUAUCAGUAUUAAAUUUGCCAAGUU
Messenger RNA from Cygnus atratus (black swan), 3466 nucleotides. RefSeq names its product smoothened, frizzled class receptor (gene SMO). Gene Ontology annotation, biological process: positive regulation of smoothened signaling pathway; commissural neuron axon guidance; central nervous system development. Lineage: Eukaryota; Metazoa; Chordata; Aves; Anseriformes; Anatidae. Gene Ontology annotation, molecular function: patched binding; transmembrane signaling receptor activity. The record is from RefSeq and is a predicted model, not a curated record. The transcript is spliced from 12 exons. Gene Ontology annotation, cellular component: dendrite; cilium; plasma membrane. Bases 1 to 2532 code for a protein of 843 amino acids.